AUGGAUACCGCUAAUACAUUUCUUCUCCAAGCGAUCGGACAAGCCGAAGCAGUUGAUGAAAAAAGAUGUUCGCAUCGACCGGGGGUAGUUGCGUCCAGCAUGCGCAAGCACAGAGGCUGGUCGCUGUUAUCAAAAAUAAGGAUAAUCAAUGUGUUUUCCAUUGGAAAACUUUCAGAGAUUAAACUGAAAAGAACAGAUACUACACUUGAUCUAAGCCAAUUGGCAAAGAGAGCUAAAGAAGAAAAGAAAGAAGGGGAAGGAAAGUGGGAAGUGGUUGGCUUAUAA
Messenger RNA from Penicillium taxi, 285 nucleotides. RefSeq lists its product as uncharacterized. The coding region runs from base 1 to 285 and encodes 94 amino acids. The record is from RefSeq and is a predicted model, not a curated record. The transcript is spliced from 2 exons. Lineage: Eukaryota; Fungi; Ascomycota; Eurotiomycetes; Eurotiales; Aspergillaceae.